AUGGAGUUUCUUUCCACAACAAUCCUUCUCUUAUUUCUGUUUCCUUACUCAGUCAUCUGUCAACAAUUAUACCUUAACACAACUGUCACUGAUUGCUCAAACAACCCUUCAGCACCAAAAGGAUACCUAUGCAAUGCCCCUCAAAGGUCAUCAUCAUGCAAUUCAUUCUUAGUUUUCAGGUCCAAACCUCCUUAUGACAAUCCUAUAACUAUUGCAUACCUUCUUGGUUCUGAAGCAUCAACCAUUGCUUCAAUCAACAACAUCUCAACAGAUACCAAACUUCCUUCCAAUAAAACAAUCAUUGUCCCUACCCUUUGUUCAUGUUCUGGAAAUAUCUACCAACAUAACACCCCUUACACUGUCAAAAAAGGUGAUACCUACUUUCAAUUGGUAACUGAAACUUACCAAAGCCUCACAACAUGUCAGGCGUUAAUGGGUCAGAAUUACUAUGCUUCUGUUAACAUUACAAUUGGUGCUGAGCUCACAGUUCCAUUGCUUUGUGCUUGUCCUACGACAAAACAGAUGGUGAAAGGGAUCACGUCCUUGCUGGUUUACACAGUGAAUCAUGGUGAAACUGUUGAAUCUAUAGCAGAGGCUUAUGGUGUUAAUGAACAAAGUAUACUAGAAGCAAAUGAGUUGCAAGUGGCACCACCUGAAAACAGAAGGGUGAACCUCUUUGCCUUGACACCUAUAUUGGUUCCUCUUAGUGGCAAGAGUUGCAAAGAGGAUCCUGAUAGUUUCUAUUGUACUUGCUCUCAAGGAAGGCUUGCAGAUGGAAGCUGUAAUGAAUCUCAUGGUCAAAAGUUUCCUGCCAAAUUGGUUGCUGCAUUAGGGGUUGGAAUUGGUGCACUCUUUCUGAUUUUGUUUCUUUUGGGUUACAAGUUAUAUCAAUAUAUACAGAAAAGAAGAGCGAGUAUUCGUAAGGAAAAGCUAUUCAGACAAAAUGGUGGUUACUUGUUACAAGAGAAGUUAUCAUCUUACGGGAAUGGAGAAAUGGCAAAUCUUUUUACAGGAGAGGAGCUUCAGAGGGCAACCGAUAACUACAGCCAGAGUAGGUUUCUUGGUCAGGGUGGCUAUGGCACGGUGUACAAAGGAAUGUUACCAGAUGGAACAAUAGUAGCAGUUAAAAAGUCGAAACAGCUUGACCGGAACCAAGUAGAAGCUUUUGUUAAUGAAGUGGUCAUCUUAUCUCAAAUCAACCACAGAAACAUUGUUAAACUCCUAGGAUGUUGUCUUGAGACAGAAACUCCAUUACUUGUCUAUGAAUAUAUUAAUAACGGAAAUCUUUCCCAACACAUACAUAGGAGAGACAAUGAAUCACCCCUUUCAUGGGAAAUUCGCCUACGAAUUGCGUGUGAAGUUGCUGGAGCAGUGGCAUAUAUGCAUUUUUCAGCUUCUAUUCCAAUCUUCCACAGAGACAUCAAACCAACCAACAUACUUCUAGACAGUAACAAUGGUGCUAAAGUGUCUGAUUUUGGAACAUCGAGAACAAUUCCACUAGAUAAGACUCAUUUAACUACAGCUGUUGGAGGCACUUUUGGCUACAUGGACCCUGAAUAUUUCCAGUCCAAUCAAUUUACAGAUAAGAGUGAUGUAUAUAGUUUUGGUGUUGUUCUUGUAGAGAUUAUAACCGGUAGAAAGCCAAUAACGUUCAAUGAUGAAGAUGAGGGUCAGAAUAUGACUGCACAUUUCCUUUCUGCGAUGAAAGACAACCAACUUUCUGAUGUUGUAGACAAGACAGUGCUUAAGGAAGCAAGAAAAGAUGACAUUCUUGCUAUUGCAAAUCUUGCAAUGAGGUGUUUGAGACUUAAUGGUAAGAAAAGGCCAACAAUGAAAGAGGUUUCAGCAGAAUUAGAAGCACUGAGAAAGGUACAAAGUUUUAUAUAUAUCCAAGAUGAUCAGAAGAAACCAAGUGAUGAGCAAUUAUUUGAGCAUUCAACUAAUGACAUAUUUCGGGAGUCCAUAGUGGAAAGCUUUUCAUUAUCUUCUCAAAUGGAGUCCACAUCCUUGUAA
Lathyrus sativus (Indian pea) is the source of this 2013-nucleotide messenger RNA. The record is from the annotation of a GenBank genome assembly. NCBI's taxonomy places the organism in Eukaryota, Viridiplantae, Streptophyta, Magnoliopsida, Fabales, Fabaceae.